Exophiala oligosperma is the source of this 1962-nucleotide messenger RNA. RefSeq lists its product as uncharacterized. Bases 1 to 1962 code for a protein of 653 amino acids. Gene Ontology annotation, biological process: DNA-templated transcription; positive regulation of transcription by RNA polymerase II. Gene Ontology annotation, molecular function: zinc ion binding; DNA-binding transcription factor activity, RNA polymerase II-specific; sequence-specific DNA binding. The record is from RefSeq and is a predicted model, not a curated record. The transcript is spliced from 2 exons. NCBI's taxonomy places the organism in Eukaryota, Fungi, Ascomycota, Eurotiomycetes, Chaetothyriales, Herpotrichiellaceae.
AUGUCGAAAGAGGAAAAUCAUGGUGCGAGAUCUCUAGUAUGCGAUGCCCAGGCACCUUCAUGCUCAGUCUGUGUGGCCGCUGGAGUUCCGUGCGUGUCGCUGGACACAGCGACGAACGCGACUGCUCCACGAAGCAUCGCAAGGUACCUGGAAGGACGCAUUGCCGACCUUGAACGUCUGCGUGGUAACCUGCCGCCACCAGAGACAGGGUCGAGCAAUCUGCCCGGGGACGGCAUUCCACCGACCUGCGAUAUAGGAAGACUAUCACCCAUCAUGUUACGGGACACAGCAGUGAAUUAUGCUCUUCACGACAUCACCCCAUGCUUUCUCGGACUCACUGAAGCUAUUCGCCUACCAGGCUGUUCGGCAGCACCGACACAGAUUCCAUCCGCGAAGAAGUCGUUUGGUCUGAACGAUCUAGACGAAAACCAUCCGCGAUCGAUAUUGAACCAACACCCCUCGAAUCUGCCCCUGUCUUCGGUUCCAACAGGAGUCGCUGAAUUCCUCUUCGACAUCUACAUAAACAGAAUCAUCCAACAGUAUCCCAUCUACCAUUCCAGUGAUGCAAUAAGAGCGUUCCAUGCUGUUUUCAGGAGGCAAGCGACAGAGACAUCUGGCGACUCCCAACCAAAGGCACGAGACUUGUACAUGGUAAGCCUGAUCAUGGCCAUCUCGCUGUCGACAGCCGCGCGCAACAAGCAGGCUAGAGCACAGUCUCUUGGGACCGGGCUGUUUCGCAACGCCAUGCUCUACGUCCCAGUGGUUCUCUCCAACGACCUCUCGGGACUUCAGGCCCUGCUUUUACUCAUUCAAUACACCUUUCUCAAUCCAACUGUGGCGAACCUGUGGCUGCUUACUGGUAUGUCAAGCGAAGCGUGCAUUGACCUUGGCCUUCACCGAGAACUUCCAGAAAUUACAGAUAUUGAUGUCCUCGAAAGGGACAUGCGCCGUCGAAUAUUCUGGUGUGCCUGGGAGAUGGAAGUCGCCGUCUCCGCGCCAUUGAACCGGCCUAUCCGCACUCGGAACAAGUAUAUCAGUGCAGCAUUCCCAGCUGAAUACGGAGACUACGGUAUAACGCGUGAUGGUAUCAACAUCAACGCACCACGAGCUAAAUUCAUCUCGAGAAGAAUAUGGCUCUUUCGCAAAGUCGAGUCUUCAAUCAUGUCUAUUCUAUACCAGAACGAACCCUUACCGCCAGACUGUCCGUCUCUGGAGUCCUGGAUGGCUGAGACCGAGCUUGAAAUUUUAGGCUGGAAAGAAGAAGUCCAUCACAAAGCCUCCUUGAAUCAGGACUCCUCUGUCAAAUCACAGUGGGACGAGAUGGAAUUGUAUGCUGAUAUCGCGUACAACUACAUCAUUGUCUUGUUGUUUGGUUCAUGUCCCAGAAUCAGGACACCGUCCCGGCAACAUCUUAUGAAAGCUUUUGCUGCUAGUACAGAGGUUGCCACCGGAUAUUGGCGACAGGCAAACACAGAAUUCGGCUACAUGAAAUAUGUCUUUCAUCCCUGCCAUCACACCUUCCUGUCGGCAAUAGUCUUCCUUCAGACUUUGCAGUAUUGCCGGUCCGAGAUUGCUGAUGCUUACGAGAUAGAGGAGGUGGAAGAGUUCAUGGAACGUUUUUCACGAUUCUUCUCAACAAUUUCCGAACGCUGGCCAGCCGCUACCCAAUGCCUCCAAGAAUACGAAAGGCUCUUGGGGCCGAUAAAGCAAGAUUAUUUGGACUUUCUCCUUCUUCGGAAGCAGAGCACAUCCGAAAUUGACUUGCUGCAGGGUGCACCUAUGGAUGACUACCUUGAUGGGACAGCACACUUCCACGAUCCAUUCGAAAUUUGGCCAGUGACGAACCCACUCUUGAGCUCGAAUGGAAACGAUGCCUUUGACGCUUACUCGUAUUUGCCAUACGACUGGAAUGCUGAAUUUGGGUUCGGAAUGGAUUUGGCACUUUCGAAUCAAGAGGCCUGA